AUAAUCAUUCGCCAUCUUUCCACUGAUGCAGGCUUACCGCAGACUGCCAAGGCCAAAAUGACGACGUUUGCAGAUAAUUUUUGGGGGGAGAAAAACAAUGGGUUCUAUGUGCUGUAUACUAAUAUGAAACAUGGUCAAACGUCCAGCAAAGAGCUUGUGGACUUCCUCAGAGAAAGUUGUGCUGUAGAAGAAACUUACAGUAAACUUUUAAGUAAACUUGCAAAAAUUGCUAGCAACAGCUCACAAGUGGGUACAUUUUCACCAUUCUGGAGUUUACUAAAAAUGUUAACAGAGAAGUUAUCCAGUCUCCAUAUGCAACUCGUUCACACCUGGUCAGAUCUCAUUAAGGAUAUCAUCAGGUACCAUGAAGAACAGCACAAGAAGCACAAAAGUGUGAAGGAGAGUGAGGCUGGUACAAUAGAGGCUGUUCACUCCAUACAACAAACAACAGCAGCUCUACACAAAUCCAAGGAGAUCUACCACACACGAUGUCUGGAGCUGGAGAGGCUGAAGAGAGAAAAUGCUUCACAAAAAGAUCUCGAGAAGGCGGAAUCCAAAUAUAAAAAGGCUUCUGAUGAAUACAAGUCGUAUGUAGAAAAAUAUGCAAGUGUGAGGAAUGAGUUUGAGAGUAAAAUGAUUGAAUCGUGCAGGAAUUUUCAGGAGCUUGAAGAAACCCAUGUUUGCCAAAUGAAGGAUUUUAUAGAUACCUAUGCUAAGGCCUGGGAGAAUGAACAUGCAUUGCGGGGCCAGGUGCAACAAGAAUUUAAGUCAAAGUGUGAUACAGAUUUAUGUGUUCAGAAACUAUUGGAAACGUUUAUUAAAGCCAAAUCCACAGGUGUAGAAAAACCAGGUGCAGUGCAGUUUGAAGAACCGGAUUUAUCCAACUUACCUGUGACGCGUCCUUUGUCCCCGGAACCCAACGACAAACGAGACAGCUUUUCUGAGAAGAAAACCACAGACUCUAGUGGUACUCCUAGUCCAGUUCUGGCCGGCCAGCCUGGCCCUUUGAGUCGAAGUGUCAAGCUCAGGGUGUCUCGAACAUGGUUUUUAAAAGGCUCAAAAGCUAAGAAAAAGGAGAAGAAAAAAGAAAAGAAAAAGAAAGAUGAGAAAUCAGACGACAAGGACAAUGAGUCAAUGGAUGCAGCUUCCAGUCAGGAUGGACAUGAAGGGAAUUCCUAUGAGGUGGAUGACGAGGGUUACAGAAUACGACCUGACAAUCCUCUGGAAAGUAACACAGACAAUGGUGAUAAGAACAGUUGGUACUCCAGUUCAGAUAGCGAGUCAGUUGAUGGUGAAGGGAAGAAGAUCAAGGUAGAAAUCCGCCCCUUGAGCCCCAAUGGAGCCAUGCCCUCUGGAACGGUGGAGGAUAUACGAGCCUCUGUGGAGGCCUUGAGAUUAUCUCCCACAACAACGAAAAGAAGAAGUCAGACUCCUGUGGAUAAGAUGAAAAGAUCCCAAUCUGUCUCAGAUACUCUUGACUGUUCCAAACCCAGCCAGGACCUACUGAACUUGGACCUGUUCCCAGCAUCCAGCGCUUCCACGCCCACCGGGGGGAACUACACCCUGCCCUCCCCGCUCUCCCCCACGGUGGACACCAGUGCCACUAGUAGUGUGGCCAACACGCCUGCCCAUCCCACCAAUUUAGAGGAUUUAUUUAACCAUUCUGGCCCAACGUCUCCAAUCGGACCAAAGUUACCUCCCAUGAUAAACAGUCACUCUCCACUAACAGGGUUCCCCGCUCCUCCUUUAGCCAGGCCGUCCUCAAGGAAUAAGUCUGUCAUUUCCACACAGGCUACAGCACGGCCAGCUGGCAGGAUAAGCCCUGCCCCAUUAAUGAGCCGCUCUGACAGCAGUGGUAGUGUGACGUUCAACACGACCACAUCCUUGGGGUCAUCCCGAGGUCCCAGUCCUCUCACACUGGGCAUGGCAGACUCAAUCCCUCUGGCUGUGGCCUUCACAGAGACCGUCAACGCCUACUUCAAAGGAACUGAUGCCAAGAAAUGCAUGGUGAGGACAACAGGAGCUUUGAUGAUGUCUUUCCCUGCAGGGAUUGUCAAGGUGUUCACAGAAAACCCGAGCCCAGCUGCGCUCAGCUUCAGAGUUAAGAGCCAGGAACCGCUGGAGCAGGUGCUAGUCAACAAGGAGCUGGUGACAGAGGACACAGUGCAGAGCUCCUCAGAAGGCCGAAUCUACUCGUUUGAGAUGUCUUCACUAACAGAACACCUCAAACAUCAGGGUGAACAGAAUAAAACUGCCUCUUACUUCAACAUAGAUAUACUCAAAUAUCAGGUGAAGACAAAGCCUGGGGUGGAGAGUACGCCGUUACCGCUGAUCUCUUACUGGAAAUGUGAACCCACUCACACAGAGUACCGCCUGGACUACCGCUUUAACAGUAGCUGUGUGUCUGGGCCCUGCACCCUGAAGAAUAUCACUGUGGCUGUGACAGUGGACGGUGGGGUGACGAGUGUUCAGAGUAUACCCCCCAGUGACUGGAAUCCAGAGACAAAGCGAGCGAGAUGGAAGCUGAAUGACAUAUCUGACGUGAGUGAAGAGGGCAGUCAGGGUUGUCUACGUGCCAAGUUCAGUCUUACGGAGGGCCCCAGCACCCCGUCCACAACGGCUCUCCAGUUCACCUGUGAGGGGGCCACACUGUCAGGGGUGGACUUUGAACUGCUAGGCCCCGGCUACAGGUUAUCCUUGUCCAAAAAGAGGUUUGCUUCAGGUAAAUACCUGGUGGAUCCAGAGCCUGGAGUGAAGUAUGUAUGACAAUUACAGAAGUGUAGGGAGACAGUGAUCAAUUAGUGUGUGCUGUGGGUCGUGUACAGUGUGACAGUUCCUUGAAGUAUGUAUGACAAUUAAAGAAGUUUUGGGGGACAGUGAUCAAUUAGUGUGCUGUGGGUUGUGUACAGUGUGAUUGUCCCAGGAAAUAUGUAUGACAAUUACAGAAGUGUAGGGAGACAGUGAUCAAUUAGUGUGGGUCGUGUAGAGUGUUACAGGUCCUGGAAGUAUGUAUGACAAUUACAGAAGUGUAGGGAGACAAUGAUCAGUUAGUGUGCGCUGUGGGUUGGCUAGAGUGUAACAGUCCCGGGAAGUAUGUAUGACAAUUACAGAAGUGUAGGGAGACAAUGAUCAGUUAGUGUGCUGUGGGUUGGCUACAGUGUAACAGUCCCGGGAAGUAUGUAUGACAGUUACAGAAGUGUCGGGAAACAAUGAUCAGUUAGUGUGCGCUGUGGGUCGGCUACAGUGUAACAGUCCCGGGAAGUAUGUAUGACAGUUACAGAAGUGUAGGGAGACAGUGAUCAGUUAGUGUGUGCUGUGGGUCGGCUACAGUGUAACAGUCCCGGGAAGUAUGUAUGACAAUUACAGAAGUGAAGGGAGACAGUGAUCAUUUAGUGUGCGCUGUGGGUCGACUACAGUGUAACAGUCCCGGGAAGUAUGUAUGACAAUUACAGAAGUGUAGGGAGACUGUGAUCAUUGAGUGUGUGCUGUGGGUCGACUACAGUGUAACUGUCCCGGGAAGUAUGUAUGACAAUUACAGAAGUGUAGGGAGACAGUGAUCAGUUAGUGGGCGCUGUGGGUCGUCUACAUUGUGACAGUCCCGGGAAGUAUGUAUGACAAUUACAGAAGUGAAGGGAGACAGUGAUCAGUUAGUGUGCGCUGUGGGUCGUCUACAUUGUGACAGUCCCGGGAAGUAUGUAUGACAAUUACAGAAGUGAAGGGAGACAGUGAUCAGUUAGUGUGUGCUGUGGGUUGUCUACAUUGUGACAGUCCCGGGAAGUAUGUAUGACAGUUACAGAAGUGUAGGGAGACAGUGAUCAGUUAGUGUGUGCUGUGGGUUGACUACAGUGUAACAGUCCCGGGAAGUAUGUAUGACAAUGACAAAAGUGUAGGGAGACAGUGAUCAGUUAGUGUGUGCUGUGGGUUGUCUACAUUGUGACAGUCCCGGGAAGUAUGUAUGACAGUUACAGAAGUGUAGGGAGACAGUGAUCAGUUAGUGUGUGCUGUGGGUUGACUACAGUGUAACAGUCCCAGGAAGUAUUUAUGACAAUGACAAAAGUGUAGGGAGACAGUGAUCAGUUAGUGUGUGCUGUGGGUCGUCUACAUUGUGACAGUCCCGGGAAGUAUGUAUGACAAUUACAGAAGUGAAGGGAGACAGUGAUCAGUUAGUGUGUGCUGUGGGUUGACUACAAUGUAACAGUGCCGGGAAGUAUGUAUGACAAUUACAGAAGUGAAGGGGGACAGUGAUCAGUUAGUGUGCGCUGUGGGUCGACUACAGUCUGGCCGUCAUAGUAGGAGGAUGGAAUUAUACCCACGCAGUCUUCAGCUACCCAUAAAUUGUGAAUAAUAGUAAUAUAUAUGUAUAAAUAAAUGUUUAUAUACAUAUAGAUAUGUACAUAGCAGAACAUAUAGAUGCAAUGAAUUUUAAUACUGUGACAAAGGUCAGACAAAGUGUACUGUAAGCUGAGUGGUGUUCAUGUCUGCGAUGAUUGGGAUGAUGAAGGAUAACCUGCAAUCUUAGUGGUCAUGGCCCUGCUGACAUGUUCUCAUGAGCUGUGACGGAGGUAGCUGUUCCUUGUUCUGGCUGUGACUGCUGUGACAACUUCCUUACUGACCCAGUGCUAGCAAUGGUCAGUUGCUGACCCAGUGCUAGCAGACGGUCAGUUGCUGACCCAGUGCUAGCAGACGGUCAGUUGCUGACCCAGUGCUAGCAGACGGUCAGUUGCUGACCCAGUGCUAGCAGAUGGUCAGUUGCUGACUGCAUAUGUUGAUUCAGUUUGUGUCCUGCCAAAACAGCUGAUCACGUGACAGCAGUGGAACUGUUGUUGACCAUUUUGACUAGGUCUAUCAAGGCUGCUAUAGACUAUCAAUCAGAAUGUAGUUUUAAAUUAUUUAAUUUUAACCAAAAUAGUAACUCAUUUGCUGUAAUGUGACAAAGAUAGUUUAUUUCCGUCUCAGGAAGCAGUAUCCAGGAGUUGCUAGUAUUUGGGAUAUUUCAAGAAUAACAACUAAAUGUCCUUGUGCAUCAGAAAAGUUCCGCAAUAUUUGUAUGAUACUAAUUUUUACAUGUAAAAAUAUAUCUGCGUCGUUCUAAAUGCAAUCCCUUUAAAAUAUACUUAUUUUGUUAUAUUAUAUGUCAAUGGAUGUACCUAUAUUCAGUCAUGUUAGUUGUAAUAGCCAUCAGUAGCAACCUUCUUAAGACAUUACAUGUUCAAAUCGUAUGAAAAUAACACAUACUGUCAGUGAAUGCUUUUGAACUUUUGAAUAAUUUCCAGAAAUGUCGAUGUGGAAUUAUCUUUACUAUUGAUAUUAGAUACUGAGACCGGUAAACCCAGUGUAAACAUCUAACUGGUAGCUUUCAGAACAGCAGCGAUAACGACUGUAAACACUUGACAAAUUCAUCGUCUUCAAUGUCACAGUAAUUAGGUUAUCAGUGUAACAGAACAGAUGCUGUGUAGUUAAUAAGUCACAAAAUUUGUAUAUACUCAAGACCAUAUAUAUUAAGCAGAAUCUGUGUUCUACAGGUGUCUGGGCAUACAGGUUUGAGAACACACAGGUGUCAGAACAUACAGGUGAAGUGUUCAGGACAUAUUGCUAUGUCAUUAGCACACAGGAUCAUCCACCUUAUUUCUAUUCUUAUUUGCAUUAAAAAAGCCAAGUGAUUCCCAUCUUAUGCUAUUAGAUUGAAGGCAAUACUCCACCACCAUUCGUUAAGAAAUGUGUACAUAUAUAUGAAAAUUAUGUAUAAACUCCAAAAUUGUAUAUGAAAAGGUUUUGUAUAUUGAAUAAUAUAAUGACUUGAUUAUAAGGAAAAUACCAGUGGUGAGGUGUAUUUACCUGCUGUAAUUUUCUUUUGGGCUGUGCAUAUCUUGUUAACCUUUACACUCUAUAUAUAUGUUAUAUGUAUAUAUCUAUAUAUAUAUACAUACAGGUAUAUCUCUCUCUCCGUGAGAACUGUUUAGCCUGGGUGUUGACCUACAUGUAUUUACCACUCAGAUGCACUCUACACUGUAUCCAUUCAUUUUUUUUUCUCCUUUUUUGUUUUUGUUGUAAUCAUACAAUAUUAUUUUCAUGCAUCCCAGAUGUUAUUGACAUCAGAAUUUGAAUGCUCCUGAUGUGUUUGAUGUUGCUUCAUAUUGACGGGAUAUAGAAGUGAAAUAGAUCCUGGUGCGGGUUUGUGGUGUGUUAACUGUGAGGCUGUAUAGUCACCCCUGGAGUAAAGGUUAAGAAGGUGUAAGUAUAUGUACAUCAAUAUAUAUAUAUAUAUAUAUAUACAAGAAUGUAGUUAAAUAUACAGUUAUGUGCUCGUUAGUUUAGCAAGAACCUGUUACUAAUGAAUGAACAAAUUUUCCUCUCAAAACACGGUUUACAAUGAUACAGUGCCAGGACUAUUUGGAACUGAAAUGACAUGGGUUAUUCUGGCUUGAUCUAUAGAGAUACAUGUUGAUAGGUUAUACUUGCCUCAUAUCAUCAUCAGCGGAUAGGAAGUGGUCCCUGAAAGCUUGAGGUGGGAAGCGAUCCUUGAAGACUAAUCCUCACCUAGCCUAAAUCCUGGACAAAUUCUACUACAUAGUGCAGGGUUUGACACAUAGAGCACUAGUCUCUUAUUUGGGCAUGUUAUGUAAUUAUUUCUGUGAUGUGCCCAAACUUGAACACUGAAUUUUCGUGUUCAAAAUGUUAUCAAGUAUAUCUUCAAUAUUCAUCUUAAUUCAUACUUUACUGGUCAGAUUUGUUGGGGAUUUUGUGCUACAUUGUAAAUGUGCUACAUUGUAACUGUGCUGCAGGACUUGCUGAGAAAAUGAGGCCAGGCUUGAAGCAUCAUGCGGUCGGCCAAGUAGGUUACUAGUAACCAAGGGCUAGAAGCAUCAUGCGGUUGGCCAAGUAGGUUUCUAGUAACCAAGGGCUAGAAGCAUCAUGCAGUCGGCCAAGUAGGUUACUAGUAACCAAGGGCUAGAAGCAUCAUGCAGUCGGCCAAGUAGGUUACUAGUAAUCAAGGGCUAGAAGCAUCAUGCAGUCAGCCAAGUAGGUUACUAGUAAUCAAGGGCUAGAAGCAUCAUGCAGUCGGCCAAGUAGGUUACUAGUAACAAUCAUGCUCAAACAUUGCAAUAUCAAUGGGAACCGUCUCCAUUGUAACACUGAAGGAAGGGUAUUGUGACCUGGGUGUAAUUCUGUAUUGGUUUGGUUGCCUCUCUGGCUUCAGGAUGCCUUUGAACACAAAUUAGGUCAUCAUUGAUACCAUAAAACAUGGUAGAUAAAUGGUGAAACUUUUGUCCUGUGUACAUGAACUUCUGUACAAAGCUGUGCACUUCCCCCCUAAAGGUACUGGUUAUGUCCGUUCCAUACCUCAGGCUGUAACCUUUGUAGUGUCCAGUCUUCAGGCAGCAAUAUUAGAGAUUUAUUAUUAGUAUGUAAAUUAUGUUUGUGGUUGAAGGUAGUGGAUAACAACAGUAGUUGAACCUUUGUCUUGUAUAGUUUUUGCUCCUCGCUAUCAGUGAGAACAUCUGUCAGUUUGUCACUCAUUACUGUUUCAUACCAGUGCAUUUAAUAAUCAGGUAUACAAAGAGGAAUGUGUUCAUGUAUAUGGACAAUGUCUGUUUUCUGCCGCCUGCUCUCUGCUAAACCCAUGUAACAACUCUGUUGUGGCAUAUUUCAAAUAGGUCACAGCUUUUAUUUUAGUCAUCAAGUUGUGGACCAGUUAAUAUCAUCAACUCUGAUGACCCAUGUUGAUCACCCAGAUGAAAUAUAUAGACACCGCAAUUCUUUAAGCUAUUUCCCCAGAAAGGCCUGUUUGAAUACAGUUGUCAUUUAUUUUGCAACUCUUUUCCCAUGUUCCAACUCUUUUCCCAUGUUCCAACUCUUCUCCCAUGUUCCAGCUCUUCUCCCGUGUUCCAAUUCCUUUAGGGCUGGCUGCACUGCUAUAGUGUAUGUGGCAUUAUCGUGAAUUAAGGCCACAUCUUCUGCUCUCAUCACACAACCUCCAUUCUGAAGGGUACAUGUUUGUCGUCCAUGCUGUUUAUCAUGUUCAUCUACUGCCACAUUGUCCUCAUCUUCCUCAUGUCCGUGUCAGCCACAUGGUGGUUAAGGCCGUGAAAUCCAUGCCCAAGGUACCCUGGUCUACCAGGGCCAUGUGAUGUCUCUGUGAAUACUUAAUCUUGACGGUGCUUCUGCUACUCCAGUUAUCCCCCUUUGUAAUGUAUCUUGAUGAGGUGUGCACUAAGUGGGAAGAUGAACCCCUGGAUAUGAAAUAUCAUCAAUGUCUGUACAAUUGUGAGAAAUACAAAGCAAUUUUAUCAAGAA
Molecule: messenger RNA, 8295 nt
Organism: Liolophura sinensis
Lineage: Eukaryota; Metazoa; Mollusca; Polyplacophora; Chitonida; Chitonidae
Product: F-BAR domain only protein 2-like
Exons: 25
Coding region: 58-2766 (902 amino acids)
Biological process (GO): clathrin-dependent endocytosis; clathrin coat assembly
Cellular component (GO): cytoplasm; clathrin-coated pit; plasma membrane
Source: RefSeq, a predicted model, not a curated record